AUGGCGGAGAGAAACGAAGACAUGGAGGAAGACGUAGGAGACGUCCCUGCCGGGGAGGAGGACAACGACUCGGACAGAGAAGAAGAUGACAGGUUGUUUGCCUGGAUGGUGAAUGAUGACAUGGCGGAGGAGGAGGAAGAGGAGGAGGAAGAAGAGGAGGAGGACGAUGAUGUGGAGGAUGAGCAGCCGGUGGACACUGAAGCGUCCGAGUCAUUCGAAGUGGACACCCCUGCUGAACGCAGCGGCCACAUAGCUGUUGUGGACAGAAACAUCAUGUAUGUGUGGGGGGGAUACAAGAAUGCACAAAACCAUGGGUUCUUUGACUUAUAUCUACCGAGAAAUGAGAUCUGGACCUACAACAUGGAGUCAGGAGUGUGGACAAAACAUGUAACCGCCGGUAACCUACACACAUCCAUGUCAGGCAGCUGUGGGGUGUGUGUUGAUGGAGUCCUGUACCUAUUUGGUGGCCAUCACGCCAGGGGAAACACAAACAGAAUAUACCGCCUGCUCCUGGGGGCUCCCAGUCUCGUGUGGGAGGAGAUGAAGGAUCUUAAAGGACUUCCUCCAUCUUCCAAAGACAAGUUAGGAUGCUGGGUUCAGAAAAACAGACUAAUAUUCUUUGGGGGCUAUGGCUACGCUCCUCAAGGGACUCAUCGAGGGACUUUUCAGUUCGAUGAGUCGUCGAUUCACGUGUGGGACAGCCCAGAGCGAGGCUGGAACAACCACAUCCACAUUCUAGAUCUGGAGACGUCAACGUGGAGCCAACCCAUCACUCAGGGCAACACGCCAUCGCCUCGAGCAGCUCAUGCCUGUGCUACAGUUGGCAACAGGGGGUACGUGUUUGGUGGGCGAUACAAGAAUUACAGACUAAAUGACCUGUACUACAUUGACCUGGACACCUGGGAAUGGCAUGAAAUGAGUGUUCCCCAACUGGGUCCUUUGGGCCGAUCUUGGCACUCCUUCACACCCGUAUCAUCAGACCACAUCUUUUUAUUUGGAGGUUUCACCACAGAGAGAGAGACGCUGAGUGACGCUUGGCUGUACUGCGUGAGCAAGAAUGAAUGGAAGCCCUUCAAACACGGUCACACAGAGAGCCCCAGGCUGUGGCACACGGCGUGCUCGGGUCCUGAUGGAGAAGUCUUUGUGUUUGGAGGAUGUGCCAACAACCUCCUAUCUCACCACAGAGCAGCUCACAGCAACGAGCUACUAGUAUUCAAUGUUCAGCCCAAAUCAUUAGUUAGGUUGUGUAUGGAGACAGUUCUGCAGCACAGGGAGCGUCUGUCUUGCUACUGGGACUGCUUGCCUAAACACCUCUUACACAGCCUCAAACUGAGAAUGUCCCGUGUCAACAUUCUGGGAUCUUAG
Menidia menidia (Atlantic silverside) is the source of this 1365-nucleotide messenger RNA. The record is from the annotation of a GenBank genome assembly. Lineage: Eukaryota; Metazoa; Chordata; Actinopteri; Atheriniformes; Atherinopsidae.